AUGACAACCACGUCAAUGAUUCAACCAAAGUUCCUCUCCAAGGGCGACCAGCUCGGUGUCGUCGCCGUCGGUUUCUCAGGCGGCCAAUGCAAACCCGGUGUCGAUGCCGCGCCCUCAGCCCUCAUCUCCAGCGGUCUCCUCACGCAGCUGCACACCGAAUUAGGUUACAACCUCCACCACGACGACACCGUGCACUCGUACAAAGACCUGAUCCCCAGCUCUGACCCCGAUGUGCGCGGCAUGAAGAACCCACUCGCCGUGUCGGCCGUCACGCGCAAGAUAUGCGAACAAGUAUACACGCAUGCCAAAGAAGGCCGAUGCGUGCUGACGCUGGGAGGCGAUCAUAGUAUUGCUAUCGGCACGAUUGCGGGGACUGCAAAGGCAAUCAAGGAGAGAUUGGGGAGGGAGAUGGCGGUUAUUUGGGUGGAUGCGCAUUGCGAUAUCAAUACGCCUGAGACGAGUGGGAGUGGGAAUGUUCACGGUAUGCCUGUUGCCUUCUUGUCUGGCCUCGCGAAAGAGGACCGGGAAGAUGUGUUUGGGUGGAUCAAGGAGGAGAAUCAGAUCAGUUUGAGCAAGUUGGUUUACAUUGGGCUUAGGGAUGUGGAUAGGGGCGAGAAGAUUAUUCUGAGGGAGAAUGGCAUCAAGGCGUUUAGUAUGCAUGAUAUUGACAGACACGGCAUUGGCAAAGUCAUGGAGAUGGCUUUAGGACAUAUCGGAAACGAUACACCUAUCCACCUCUCAUUCGACGUUGAUGCUCUUGAUCCUCUAUGGGCUCCUAGCACUGGCACGCCAGUCCGAGGUGGUCUUACACUUCGAGAAGGAGAUUUCAUUGCCGAGUGCGUUCAUGAGACAGGAUGUCUGGUAGCUAUGGAUCUGGUAGAGGUCAAUCCUACGCUGGACCCGGGAAUUAAUGAUCUCGGUGCUCAGGAGACGGUUAGGGCUGGAUGUUCGUUGGUAAGAUGUGCACUGGGAGAGUCGUUGUUGUAG
This is a messenger RNA of Lachnellula hyalina, 987 nucleotides long. It is a transcript of the gene aga-1, whose product is annotated as Arginase. The record is from RefSeq and is a predicted model, not a curated record. The coding region runs from base 1 to 987 and encodes 328 amino acids. Gene Ontology annotation, molecular function: arginase activity; manganese ion binding. Gene Ontology annotation, cellular component: nucleus; cytosol; cytoplasm. Lineage: Eukaryota; Fungi; Ascomycota; Leotiomycetes; Helotiales; Lachnaceae. The transcript is spliced from 3 exons.